Trypanosoma conorhini is the source of this 1434-nucleotide messenger RNA. RefSeq lists its product as uncharacterized. The coding region runs from base 1 to 1434 and encodes 477 amino acids. The record is from RefSeq and is a predicted model, not a curated record. Lineage: Eukaryota; Euglenozoa; Kinetoplastea; Trypanosomatida; Trypanosomatidae. The transcript has a single exon.
AUGCCCUCGUCCUCGCAAAUGAAGAAGGAGGAGGCGGAGCUUCGCAAGAUAGCCAAGCACGCGCGACUCUCCCGCAAGGAGGAGGCGGCAAAGGAACGCCAGAGGGAGCGGCGCGGGAGGAGUGUCGUGGAACCCACCGCCGCCGCAACAAGCGGCAGCAGCCGCAGGCGAAGGGGCGCCCUUAUCUUGCCAGCGGAGGUGGAGGAGCUGCGGCGGCGGCUGCUGCUGGCUGACGACGCCCCGGGCGCCGCGGCAUCGGGGGGCGCGGCGGGUAGCGGCGUGAAGGCGGCCGAGGGGACGAGGAAGCAGCGGACGAAGCGGCCGCGGACCGCCCCCGCCGCGGCGUCCGCAUCGCGGGGUCCUCGCCUCGAGGAGCCGCCGUACGGCAUGGAGGUGCACCACAAGAAGAAGCAAAUUAUUGUGACGGUGACCCUGCACCACGUCCCCUCGGCACACGUAGACGUUAGCGAGACGACGGAUGAGAGGCUCGUCGUCGACACGAGCAAGCACACAAAGAAGUACCGACUGGAGCUGCCCAUACCGGACGGAAUGCGGGUGAACGCCGAGGCGGCGGAGUACGAGAUGGACGCUGACAUGGGCGUGCUCACCUGCGUGCUGCCCAUCAGGGGCGACGUUGCCGCGUCGCUGCAGGCAGAGCGGGCGAAGAUGCUGGACGACAUACGGAGGCAAAAGUCCCUGCGCUUCCGCAUUGGCGCCGACGGAGAGCUGAAGGUGCGUAGUCGCCGGGCUCUGCUGGCAAAGAACGAGCGGGCACAGGCGGCUCUGAUGCAGGAGGAAAGGGGGGAAAGGGAGCAGCUUGAGCCGGAAGCCGUCGUAGCCAAGGAAGCCAGGGAGGAGGAGAAGGAAGCAGCCGCGGUCACGGCCGCAGCAGGCGCCGCGGGCACGCGGAAGGCGCAGAAGGCCAGGAAGGAAGCUGCGCCCGAGGAGGACGAAGAGCCGCCGAAGAAGCGCAGCAAAAAAGAGACGGCCCCAGCGUCUCGCGGCGGGACGGCAAAAGAGCAGGACUCCCAGAAGGGCAACGGCGCCAGCAAGAAGCAGCCGGAACGACAACCGCCGCGGUCGACUGCCGCUCAGAAGGCGGCUGCUGGCGGUGUAUUCGACGAGGAACACAAGAAGGCGAUGGAAAUCGCCAAGUCUGCCGGAAAGGCCGCGCGGAUGACGCUGCGGCAGGGCAUCGCACACGCCAAGGCACUGCAAAAAAAGAUACAGGAGCGUCUUUCUCUGCGCAGCUCCCGCCGCAGCCUGCGGUCAGAGCGGACGCAGGACUCCUUUGCUCGUAUUCUAGAGGAGCAGAAACGACAGCUGCUGGCACGUGCCGAGUUGAAUGCCUCGAUAGCGGCGUCAGAGAAAAAGGCGGGGGCGGGCCGAAAGGGGAGUGGCAAGACCGUCACGUUUGCAGCCGCAGAGGAGUAG